CUUUGCCCAUAGAAUCCAGAAGUGGGUCUGCAAUGGAAUGGACUACAUUUAGAGCACAUCUUGUAAUGAUCAUAAAAGUGCACCUAGUUGAGCUAUUCAUCUGAAACUUCUCGUAGAGUUGCUCCAUGGAGUAUAGCUUUAAUGUGCCAAACAAAAUUUUAAUCAGUAAAACUCAUUACUUUGGUUUGAAAUGACAGAUUUUCGUGAAAAAUUCCUGCAGUUUUCAAAACGAUGACCAUCUUGAAAUUUUUUUGCUCAAUACUAUUUACCAAUAUACAUCUUUCCACCAAAUAUGAAGAAAAUCCAUUCACUACUACUCGAAUUAUUUUCUUGACAGACUGAUGGAUGGAUGGACAGAUGGAUGAACAGAGGGCUUCACUUUAUCCCAUACAGAAUUUCAUUCGUUGGGAUAAUGAGCACUUGAUGAACAAUGAUUUGAAAGAUCCAUACAAUAUCCCAAGAGUAGUAACUUUUCUAGUGUGAAAAUGAAUAUAUUGACAUGUGAAGCAGCUCUGCGAUAGGGCACACACAGGUCGCUAUGGCAACCAUGACUGGAGUAUCGUUGUGUUAAAUGAUAAAUGUAAUGUAGCAAAACAGAGUCUACAACUUGAUCUUUACUAUGUGUGAAUUUCAUAUUCACUUGUGAUUCACUGGAUUAUGCUGUGUACGAGACAUUUCAGUAAUCAGUGUAAUCAAGUGGACCACCAGUGAUAUUGUUUUGUUAUUAUUAAAUAAUUAAUUUAGAGAAUAAUUAUCAUUACUUAUGGGACACCCUGUAUAUUCAACACAGCUAGAUCAUUAAUUCAGAUAUUGGGAACCAAGCAUUAAGCUAAAGGAAAGUUUCUAGAGUACACUAUGAUUAGAAAAAUGCAUUCAAUUGCUCUGGUAAUUCUAGCCAUAAUUAUAAUUGCAAAACUAAUUUUCGAUUUGAAAAUAUAUGGAACAAUGGUAAGUGGAAGUGGAAAAGUGGAUAAAAUAUUAUGUAAGCACUCAGUAAAUGAACCAAAGAAUACGUAUACUUUUCAACAAAAUCAUUCACAGGACCCAAAACUUAGACGUAAGUUUCUGACAUUAUUUACAACAUUUGCAGAUGCAGAACCUAUUCGAUAUACAGUGCAAAACAACACAAUAUGCAAUUAUUUGAACUUUCCAGAAGAUUUGGUACAUCUUGUUGCAUUUGUUCAGAAGGCUGUCUACCAAUAUCAGUUCAAAGAACACAUAAACAUAUGUGGUGGGCAUAGCAAUUUUGAUAUAAAGAGAUGGCAUCUUGUGGUCCUUCCGAAAUCUAGCACCUAUCUAGACAGGCCUUUCCUCAAAGACAUGUUCAUAUAUGCGAUGAGAGAAUUUGACAGUGAAUUAUACAUGUAUACAAAUGGAGACAUUCUUUAUCCAUGGGGUCACCUACAAAGAAGUUUCCAAGCUGUUACAACAUUUGUAGAAAGACAUGAACUACAUGAGUAUAUCAUAUCUGGAUUACGGAGAGAUGUGACAUUUUACUCAGGAUCAGGUUUAAAUGUUAAAAAACUUCAUACUGGAGAUGAGGAGGAAAUUUUGAACAUAGGGAAUGGUUUUGAGCCUAUACUUUUAUAUGCCUUGGACUAUUUCAUCACAAAUAAAACAAGCUUCCCAUGGCACACAAUACCAGCAUUUGUAAUUGGUUCAGUGAGAUUCGAUAACUGGUUAGUCAUGUAUGCAAACAAACUCAAGAUUCCAGUUUUUGACAUAACACAGUCUACCCCAGUGGUACAUCAGGCAGGCAUCCCUAAGAUUGGCGACAAAAGGGGUAAGGAUGCCAAUAACUACAACAUCCAGCUUUUUCAUGAAUCUGUAAAUGAUGUGAAAAUGGGAAAAAUUAGUGAAUGUGGCGAUUUCAGGACACUGCUAUCAAAGCAAGGAGUUGUGGUCAUAAAAAACAAGGAAUAUAAUGUAGAAUGUGUUUACUUUUCUUUAUAUCCCAAUGUUAUGACUGAAUCUGAUGGCUAUUUAGGGCUCCAGAAGUAGUUGACUGUUUAUUUUUUGGUUCAUCAGCUGCAUUGGUAUUCUAUAGUAUUUUUACAUUCAUAGUUAUCUAGUAUGUACAAACUUAUACCUCUGGAAGAUAUGUGUAAAAUACCAUGAGAUUGAUUUUUCUUUGUCUUGAAGAAAAAUUGUAAUAUGCUCUUUCACCUUGGCAAAGGUUGGUCCAACUAAAAUUUCAAGAUAGCCUUUGUUGUAACAAUUCAUAUUUUUUCUUUAUUUAUUUGAUAUUUCAAUGCUACAAGUUUUUAUAAACUCUGGAUAAUAAUGUAGUAGACGUGUUACAAAACUCAACCCUUGAUAAGCAGAGAAUGAAAGACAGAUAUUGGAGAUAUAUAGGGUGACCCAAAAAAUCCCACCAUCUAUAUUUGGAAUAACAUUCUUAAUAAUGAAGGAAUCUUCAUGAUUUUUUUUGUGAAGAUAGAGUGUUCAAUGGAAACAAGGCACAGACGUGAACAAUAUCGUACCUAAAACACAGCAUUGUGGUC
Messenger RNA from Owenia fusiformis, 2504 nucleotides. The record is from the annotation of a GenBank genome assembly. Lineage: Eukaryota; Metazoa; Annelida; Polychaeta; Sabellida; Oweniidae.